Molecule: messenger RNA, 1296 nt
Organism: Amaranthus tricolor (Joseph's coat)
Lineage: Eukaryota; Viridiplantae; Streptophyta; Magnoliopsida; Caryophyllales; Amaranthaceae
Exons: 2
Coding region: 1-1296 (431 amino acids)
Source: RefSeq, a predicted model, not a curated record
AUGGUUCAGAGAACCAUAGCAAGAGAUAAAGAACUCCAAGAAGAAAGUGUUGUGCAUGAACCUUCAUCUUCAGAAGAUCAAGCAACCUUGUCACAAGAAGGUAAGAAUGUUACAACUGCACCCUUACCGCCAUAUGAACCGGUUUCACCUUUUCCAGAGGCAUUGAAGAAAAGGAAAAGGCAUGAAGCUGACAAGGACAUCUAUGAGGUUUUCAAGAAGUGUGAAGUAAACAUCCCUCUCUUAGAUGCUUUGAAGCAAAUUCCAAGAUAUGCCAAAUUCAUUAAAGAACUUUGUACGGUAAAGAGAAAGCAAAGAUUAAAGGGAAUUCAAAAGGUGAAGAUGAGUGAGCGCAUUUCAGCUAUAUUUCAAAGGAAGUUACUGCCUAAAUGUGGAGAUCCAAGUAUGUUCACUGUCCCUUGUAUUAUAGGUGAGCUUACAUCUCAAAAAGCCAUGUUAGACUUAGGGGCAUCAAUCAAUGUAAUUUCAUAUUCACUAUAUAAGUCUUUGAAACUUGGUACAUUACAUGAAACAACUGUUGUGAUACAAUUAGCUGACAGGUCUAACGCAUAUCCUAAGGGAAUAGUAGAGGAUGUCUUAGUUAAAGUAGGGGAUCUUAUACUUCCUGUUGAUUUUUAUGUUUUAGAUAUGGAACAUGUUAAACAUGCAGCACCUAUCUUGCUAGGUAGACCUUUCAUGAAAAUUACCAAGACUAAGAUUGAUGUAGAUACAGGAUCACUUACCAUAGAAUUUGAUGGUAGUAAGGUAGAGUUUGACAAUUAUGACUCUAUGAAAUUUCCGCCUGAGGACCAUUCUUGUUUUGCUAUUGAUUUAGUUGAUACCUCUAGUCAAAAUAUGUUUGAUAUAAAUGGCCAAGUUAAACUCAAAGUGGCCAUUGAGCAUGAUUUGAAUGAAAAUAAUGAGGAAUAUGUUUUGAGUGCUGAAUUGCAGGAAGUUUUGCAAGAUUUGAAGAAGCAAGAACAACUCCCACUUCUUCCUUCUCAUUUAGAGCCAUUACCACUAACCAUACCCAAGGAGAAUUUGUUACCAUCUGUUUUGCAGGCACCCAAGGUAGAACUUAAUCUAUUACCCGAACAUUUGAGGUGUGUAUUCCUUGGGGAGAAUGAGACCUUACCAUUAAUUAUUUCAAGCACGUUGACAAGAGAGCAAGAGAACAAGUUGGUUGAAGUCCUAAAGCAACAUAAGAAGGCAAUGAGAUGGUCGAUUGCAGACAUCAAGGACAUAAGUCCUACUACAUGCAUGCAUCGGAUUUGUUGGAAAAUGAUGCCAAGCCAGUAA